GGUGACCAGUCUCUACACGAUUUUCACCAGUUCCGGCAAUCCUAUCUUACCCAGAGUCUGGGAGAGAAAGAACGAGAUAGCGAUGCCGAGGCCCGUACGCACCGAACCGAGCUAAUGAUUAUUACCCAAACCUUUCUCAAAGAUCUCAUCAACGCGCUUGUCAACAAAUCGGAGACCAUUAAUUAAUUAAACUACAAGCGAAGCUAGAACAUGCGAGUAUUCUCCCAGCUAGACCCGGAAGACGCAAGAUCCUACGGUACGCGGUACACCGCGUCCCUAAACCAGGUCGAUUUUAUGAGGAAUCGAUUCAUUACGGCCAAGCGCAAGAACAGCAGUCUUAUGAACAAAGUGCUCCUGGAACUGCACUACACUCAAACCAACGCCUCGCGCUCUGAAGCGCAUUUGAAUCAGACGGUACGACAUUAUCUCUCCCUCCAGGAUAUGGAGUACCUCAAGCGGCUGACGGAUCGUGAGCUGAGGCUAAUGAAUGUCAAGCGAAACGAGAUUAGCGACACUCGUCUCGUCCUCAUUACCAUGAAGCACACUUUGGGUCGUUUAACCGAAAAAAUCAAUCAGUUGGAACGUGUGGGCGAUGAUCUGUACAUAAACGACUUCAUAUCCAUUCAGAAUCAGGUUAUUACUUCGGAUAAGAAGAUCGAGGAACGAAAUAUUGAACUGAAGAAGCUCCGUUGCAAGUACCAUGUGGACCUGCAUGUGAUUCAGCACAACCGAGAGAAGGCGCUGGCUCUUUCCCAUAAGCUUCAGCUCUGUAAGGCCUCCCUAGAAAAGCUUUUGGACACGCAGCACGCGAAGAGAGAGGAUCUUUAUCGUGCGAAGAUGGACCGCACAAGGCUCCGCAAACAGCAGAAGGAAAUGUCGUACCAGGGCGGCGUCCUGUCGAUGCCCUCCCUGAUGUACGAAUACGAUAACACAGUGAACGGGCUGCUGGUGAAGCGAACCAGCGUCUUCAAGCUAAGGGAGACCCUGAAGAACCUCAAUCGUCGCAUACAAGAGUAUGAAUCGAUCUCCAUCUAGGAAUAUUCGACCAAAUUGUGCUGCACAAUAAAGAUAGAAACUCCUUGCUA
Molecule: messenger RNA, 1085 nt
Organism: Drosophila miranda
Lineage: Eukaryota; Metazoa; Arthropoda; Insecta; Diptera; Drosophilidae
Exons: 3
Coding region: 211-1035 (274 amino acids)
Biological process (GO): cilium assembly
Cellular component (GO): ciliary basal body; axoneme
Source: RefSeq, a predicted model, not a curated record